AUGUACGGAAAAAACAAGAUGAUGGUUGUUCCCUCUGACGCUCAGUCUAAGGAGAAGCUUGCCAUGUACGUUCACGAGUACUUGGUGCACAUUGGAGCCCAGAAAACGGCAAGUUCGUUCCUUCAAGAAGGCUUUGUGAACUCCGGAUAUCCCAACGGGCUCCCUCACGAACAUUGCAUGCCAGGACGUCCGAUACCGAACGCACCGCCUUUCCUUCAUCGUGUUUCUCAGCCCGGCCCACAUCCUGGCCUCCAGGGGCCAGUGACAAGCAUGCCCCCUUCUCUGGGCGGCGGUCCCCCUGAUUCUAUAGGUGGUGGCGCAAUGCGCCAGCGUCCUACUCUUCCGCCUAUGCUGCCGGGCGGUCAGCCUCCUGGUCCUCCAAUGCACCCCUCAAUGCGGUUCCACCAGUCGCCGUAUGGACCACCUGUUGGAGGUAUGAUGCCGGGUCCACCUGGACACCCUCACAUGCCACCAAGAGCUCGUUGGCUAGGUCCUGGAGCGCCUCAGCCACAGCAGGGGCCUCCUCCACUCUCUCAACAACAGCAGCCCCCCUGUAGCAGUGUCGGCCCUCCUAUCCCACCCCAGACACCUGGCGGGGGAAUAGCUCCUAGCCCUGGGCACCCUGGCACACCGAGCGGAGGCCCUCCCCAUGUAGCCAGUCCGAAUAACGGAAACAACCCCAAUCCUGAGUCGCAACAGCCUCCACCGCAUUAUGCUCCGCAGCAGCAGACACCUCCUACGUCUUCAUCUGCCCUCCAAAAUGACCAACCUCAACAACAACAACAGCAACCAAUUUUUACUAGUCGGAACGAAUUUGAUGGAGGCGGCACAGUCAUUAUGAACGGAGGGAGUGGGCGCAACAGUGGUCCAAUGAUGCCACCGCCACCACCAGAGUAUGGCCUUCCACCUAACCCUGCUGGCCCAGGCCUUCCAUAUCCUGGCCCCGAUGUGAAAAUGUCCCCAAUGCAUGUUGUGGAUAUGCUGGGGGGACCCCCUCCUAACGGACCGGGUCAGCAAUCAAUGAUGAUGCCUUCGGAGUACGGGGGAGGAGGAGGUGGCCCUGGGAGCGGGGGAUUCGUAGGAGGACCACAGCCUCAGAUUCCACCGGAACUGAUGUCUUCUGGACAGCCUCCAGGCAAUGGCGGAUCUCAACAGCCUCCACCGUCGACUUCGGGACCACCAAUGAUGCAGCCGCAACAGCAGCCCCACAGUGUAGCUGCAGCGGGGCAGGCACCCCCACCCCCUCAAUACAUGUCCUCGACCGGUGGACUUUGCGCUGGUGGGCCUGUCCAAUUUCCGGUAAUUUGCGUUCUUAUUCUCAGUAAAAUCCAUGCACCCUCCCCCCUUCUCUCAUAG
Mesocestoides corti is the source of this 1356-nucleotide messenger RNA. NCBI's taxonomy places the organism in Eukaryota, Metazoa, Platyhelminthes, Cestoda, Cyclophyllidea, Mesocestoididae. The record is from the annotation of a GenBank genome assembly.